UUUUUCCGCCCAGUUCGGUUCUUGUGAACCGGUUCUUUCCCCUCAGGCUACUGGAAACCUGCUGCUGUUAUUAUUAUUGAAAUUAUUUUUAUUUUUAUUUUGGCCUCCAGCGCCAACCUGAGGCUACCUAUGACGUCACAAGUGAACACCCCUCGCCGCUCUGAGGAACCGAACUGGAUCAGGAAGAACCAGACAGAAACCCGCGGAGUUCCCAGGAAUCGGAGCUGCGCGGUUCCACGCCCGGGCAGAACACGCCCCUUCCACGGAACCACUUGACUCCGGGAUCCGAACCGACAACCAGAGGGCUGCGAGCGCUGCUGCUGAUCGGACCGGACCGGGACUGAUGGCCGGACUGGACCGGAACCGGACCGGUGCCUGGAUGGAGGAGCUGCAGGCGGAACCUGCUGCGAGGCUGGAGGAACUGUUGGCCGGCAACACGACCGCCUCAAACAGCAGCAACAACAGAGGGACCUGUCCCCAUGACGACGACGAAUUCAAAUACAACGCCUACAUCUUCACCUACAUCCUGGUGUUCCCCGUGGCGUUCCUCUGCAACAUCAUAGCGCUGGUGGUCUUCUUCAGACAGAAGAAACGCAGGAGUAAACCCGCCUAUGUGAUCAUGGUGAACCUGGCCCUGUCUGACGGCAGCUUCUCCCUCACCCUGCCGCUGCGCCUGGCGUACUACAUGAACAAGGGCCACUGGUCCUUUCCUGACUGGGUCUGCAGACUCUGUGUCUAUGCCUUCUACGUCAAUCUGUACUCCAGCAUCCUGCUCCUCACGUUCCUGAGCGUCCUGCGCUGGUUUUCCAUCGUCUAUCCACUACAUCACAAGAAAGUGAAAAGCUUCAGGUCAACCUUACUGAUGUGUUUGGGGAUCUGGCUGUUUGUGGCCGUGACCUCUCUGCCCUUCCUGGGCAGCGGCGUUAAUGAAAGAGGUGGAAAACCUCGCUGCUUUGAGCCAGCGACUCCACAGUCUUGGUCCCGCAUUCUCAGCAUGAACUACGUGGCGCUGAUCUUUGGCUUUGUGCUGCCGUUCUUCACCAUCAUCCUGUGUUGCACCAAGAUCAUUUACUGUCUGACACACCCACAAUAUUGUCAGGACCCGAAAACGCGCAUGAAGUUAAGGAAGAAGAACAAGCGCUCAGUGCACCUGCUCGUCAUGGUGAUAGUGACCUUCCUGCUCUGCUUCCUGCCCUACCACGUGAUCCGGACCGUGCACCUGUACGCCGUGAACGGCGGCUGGGACUGUGGCGUCACCAACCUGCUGCAGAGAGCCGUGGCCAUAACGCUGUGCAUGGCGGCGUCCAACAGCGUGGUCAACCCGCUGCUGUACUACUACUCCACCAAGAACUUCAAGGAAGACGUGGAGCACACUCGGUCACGUUUCAGUAAACAGAUGUCUUUCAGAAGCGGCUCUGUAAGGUCCACUGGAAGGGCCGAGUCGUUGAAAGCUAAAACCCAUCAGGGUCCGUCCAUAAAACCAGAGAAUAUGGAGCAGAGUCCGUUAAGAACACAACAUCCUGCUGCAGACCAGCAGAUUGAAAUGACUGAGAUUGGAGAGAAACUGUGACUGAAAUGUUCUCAGGAGAAACUGCUGCAGAUGAGUCACAACAGCACAGAUUUAUCUCUGUCAUUUUUCCAUUUCCUUUGGUAAUGUCCAGUUUGAUGAAGGUUGACUUUGUCAUUAGAACUGGUUUGUAAUCUUGGGUUUAAUCUGAGUUCUAGUUGAGAUCAGAUUAUAAUCCAGAGGAAGCAGGAAGGAGUCACAUGUUCUCCUUGAUGGGUUUCCUCCUUAUGGUUACAGUUCAGGUAAAAACAUGUACAGAAAGACAGGAUCCUCUCCAGCGCCCUCUUCAGGCUGCUCCCUGACCGGACACCCCAAACUGAACAGGAGCAGGAAACCUUCUUCGUUUCCAGGGUUUUGAUCGUUUCCGUUGACCUGAAGCACCGCUGGUCCCUGUGCCACCCAGUCUCCUGUUUAUAGGGAGAUAAUCCCUGCAGUAGUUUCCUCCUGGGGAUUUUUAAACCUUGUUUAUCGUCUAACCAUGAAGCCGUCAGAGUGAAGCACUGAAACACUUCUGGGUGGGAUCAGAACACGAGGUUCAUGUUCUCCUGUUUAUUUAACUGUCUUUAUUAUUUUAUAAUAUGUUGGGAUUCAGUUUGGCCAUGUAAUCAGGAAACUUAAAAAUGAAGGUCCAGCUGGAAGGGUCGUCCUUCCGGUCAAUGUUUAUGUGGAUUUUUAUAUAAAUCAUUCACUUCUA
Gambusia affinis (western mosquitofish) is the source of this 2261-nucleotide messenger RNA. Its product is annotated as cysteinyl leukotriene receptor 2-like. The record is from RefSeq and is a predicted model, not a curated record. Gene Ontology annotation, cellular component: plasma membrane. The transcript is spliced from 5 exons. Gene Ontology annotation, molecular function: G protein-coupled receptor activity. Gene Ontology annotation, biological process: G protein-coupled receptor signaling pathway. Bases 344 to 1570 code for a protein of 408 amino acids. Lineage: Eukaryota; Metazoa; Chordata; Actinopteri; Cyprinodontiformes; Poeciliidae.